AUGGAAAAGAAUCACAAGAAAGGACACAAUAGAAAGGGUUUUCAUCUAAAGAAGCAUAGAAAAGCGGAUGAUAGUAGGAGUUUUGAUCCAAGAUCAAAGAACGUCACCGAAGGCAAUGAUGAGAAGCCUGUUUUGUUCCAGUUGGGGAGCAUUGCUUAUGGACUCGGUGACGUCCGUGUCAAGGCAGAUCCAGAGAUCACCACCAGCAAUACUGCAUCUCCUCCUUCGUCGUCUAACUUAUCUCCAACCUCUUCAGAGAACACUGUCGAAGUCAAUGCAAAGGAAAACAAGAAGGAGCUCUUAAGCCUUUCUUUAAAACUAUCCGAGUUACAAGGCUCAUCGGACACAAUGGGGUCACAAGUCUCCGGUGUGACUAAUGAUUCUUUGGAGCCUGCGCUUUUGUCUCCUUCUGUUCAAAUGAUGGACAGAAAAGGAGGAUCUGAGCAGCCUGAGAGACACUCGUUGCCUACCUUGGAGAAAACUCUAAGCACGCUUUCGAAUGAGUCUCUGUUUAGUCUCAGCAUAGGAGAUAACGUGAUAGCGAGAGAUGAGCUGUUUAGUUACCGUGAUUUCAAGUCUGGAGAGUUUUUGAAAUCGGGAGAGCUGGUCUCGUUCUGUCCUUCUGUUCAUAUUCCUGUUGAUUCUUCUGAUCUUGGAAAGAGCUUUGAUAUGGAGGAGGACAAAGCGAGUGAUGAUAAGUCGUCGAACUCGAAUGUAUCAUGGAGGAACCUUGGAGAUUGUAAUAACUCAGAUGAAGGAUCAUCCAGCACGCAGUCAUUUUCAUAUCCAGUAGCAAAAAAGAACAAGAAGAAGAAGGGGAAGAAUAAGAAGAAGACUACGCAGCAGCAGCAGCAACAGCAGAAGCAGAAGAAGAGAUGUUCUUGGUUGUGUUGCAAGAACACUGGACCUUCUUGCUUCUCCUGCUGCAAAUGGCCGAGUUGUGACUACGACUUCUCUUGCUGCAAACGGAUAAAAUGUUGCUCGUGCUGCUGGAGAUGGCCUAAAUGCUGCUGUUCUUCUUGUGGCUGGCUCUUCUGUUGCCAUUGGAGCUGUUGGAGCUGCUGUUCUAGGUACAUUUCUAUUUAG
This is a messenger RNA of Microthlaspi erraticum, 1086 nucleotides long. NCBI's taxonomy places the organism in Eukaryota, Viridiplantae, Streptophyta, Magnoliopsida, Brassicales, Brassicaceae. The record is from the annotation of a GenBank genome assembly.